Messenger RNA from Oryza sativa Japonica Group (Japanese rice), 1160 nucleotides. RefSeq names its product NEDD8-conjugating enzyme Ubc12. The record is from RefSeq and is a predicted model, not a curated record. NCBI's taxonomy places the organism in Eukaryota, Viridiplantae, Streptophyta, Magnoliopsida, Poales, Poaceae.
AAGGUGAAUUACUAGAGUAUCUUCCCCUUCCUUCCCUUGGGCCUUGGCGUAAAAGAAAGAGAAAUCUCCAUUCUCGUCGUCUCCUCAGCUGCUUGCGCCAAGACGAGUCGCGGCUCAACAGGGGGAGGGGCGGCGAUCUCCAUCCAUCCGGCGAGCAGAGCAGGGGAGGGGAGGGGAUCCUGGAAAAUGCUAAACCUUAUUAAGAUAAAGGGUCAAAAGAAGGAAGAUGCAGCCAAUGCAAAUGGAAAGCCUCCUGCCAAAAAGCAAAGUCCAGGGGAGUUGCGUCUUCACAAAGAUAUUGCUGAACUUAACCUUCCUAAGUCGACUAGAAUUUCUUUUCCUAAUGGCAAGGAUGAUUUGAUGAACUUUGAAGUUACUAUUCGACCUGAUGAGGGAUACUAUGUAGGUGGUAAAUUUAUUUUUACUUUCCAAGUUCCUCCUGCCUAUCCUCAUGAACCACCCAAAGUCAAGUGCAAGACUAAGGUCUAUCAUCCCAAUAUUGACUUGGAGGGAAAUGUCUGCCUUAACAUUCUGCGUGAAGAUUGGAAGCCUGUCCUGAAUGUCAACACGAUUGUAUAUGGCUUGAAUCUUCUUUUCUCACAACCUAAUGAUGAGGACCCUCUAAAUCAUGAGGCGGCAGCAGUUCUUCGAGACAACCCAGAAAAGUUUGAGAGAAAUGUCCAGAGGGCAAUGGCUGGAGGCUAUGUUGGUGAAACCCACUUCCCUAGAUGUAUGUAAGGCCUGAAGAUGGUGAUCGGUACCUGACUUAUCUGCUGCUGCCAUUUCUCCUACCAAUGCACUAUGGUAAAAGCAGUAUAUGUAACCAAGAAGGAACUUCUCUGUUAUGUAACAACAGCAGUUGCUAGAAAGUAAGUUAGUGAGGCAAUUGAACUCACGUUCAUAACCCGCAAUCCGAAGACUCUGGGUUAACCUGUUGUGGCAAAUGUUCUCUUUUGGCCCUCGCGCGCAUCUCAGUCAUUCUGAUUCAUACCAGUUUCUGAGAUGCUUUUGUAUAAUGCCAGCUAGAGAAAAUGCUGAACAGUAUGUGUGUGCUGCACUUACUGCCUGUUAUGACUUAUGGCUACCAGGAAGUAAGAACAAGUUCACUAACAUUGCUUAAUGUAACAUGCUACCUUGGGUAGUUGUGUUGUUCUUUUUUC